GCAGACUUGGAAAAACACUUGGUUUUUUCCUGGCUUCCUGUUGGGGACCGGUCUGAAUUCUACAGGAAGCAGGGUGGGUGCUCAGCACCGAGACUUGGACUUCCAGGUCGCCUUUCCUUAGUAACAAGAUGGUAAUGCGCCUUUCUCAGUGGCCUACUUCCAUGGUUCAGAACCCAGAGGAGACUUUUCUCAUGAUGUCUAUCAAGGAAUCUUGUGGAAAAGAAGAAAAGUCUCAAGAAAAAAGGGCCACCUCUUCAGCUACUUUUGAUGAAGACAAGAAUGAGAGAAAAACCUCAGCAAGUUCUCUUAGUUCAGCCUACUCUGUUAAAUCAGUUUCAACUGAGAAGAGAAAACUGAAAUCAGAUGAUAUAAACAUUCUCUACUGUAAUACAAACAGAAGACGAGGCCUACAAAGAUUGAAUCUAGAAGUUGAAACGCCCAGAAAGAGACCAAAAUUCAGUUCUUCAUCCCAAGAACCCAUUAAAUUCCAAGAAACAUCGUAUUCAAAUAAUAAUCAAACUACUUCACAUAGUUGUUCAUCAAAUGGAACUAAGAAAGAUAAUAAACUUAAAGAUAUUAAAUUGACAAAUAUUGGGAGUAAGUUUGCCUGUGAAAUAAAAAAACGUGGUAGUUUUAAAAUUACCAAAGAUACAAAAUCUAAAGCUGAUGCCCAGUCAAAGGAAAAGUAUCAGCCAUAUUUACCUGUUCAAAGGGAGAAGAUCAAAGAACUCAAAGAAAGGAACAGUAAGUUUAGAGACAAAGCCAAAAAAUUGGAGGAAUGCAAGAAAAAUCAACUUUCUCAGAAUUAUAAUUCCACCAAGGUAAUCAAGGAACCCUUUGAAUCUAGAAGGAAGAAAAUUAGCUUCAAAAUUCCAAAAAAAUGCUGCAAUACCCUCCAGAAAGUUGUAGAAGAAAAUGUCUUCAGUUUAGAAUCUAGUAAGUCAAAGAUUAGACAGGAGGAAAAAGAAUGCUUGAAAAGUUACCCGAAGUCAUUAAAUUUAACCAGGCACAAAACUGGAAACUUGUUUUCAGAUUCCACAUAUAAUCAGACUGUUCAUGAGGGAAAAAGAAAAUACCAUCAUGAGCAUCAAGAAAGUAAUGGUUCAGAUUCUAAGGAAAAACUUGCCCAGAAUGUUGAAGUAUCAUGUUCUUCAGUGUCAUCCGAAAGUAUACAAGACAAGGAUGAAGAGAUGCAGAUAGUAGAAGAGCUUCAUGCUGCACGUGUGGGAAAAAGUGUGGAUUUGCCUGUAGUUCCACCUUCUGGAGAGUUAAUGAGUAUGGAAAUUGACCUGGUGGAAGAUGAUGUACAUUCUUCUAAUGCAAAUACUGCCUCAGACAAAAAGCUUCUAAUUGUUAUUGACACAAAUAUUUUGAUGAAUCAUCUCAAAUUUGUUAGAAUUUUGAAGACUACAGAAAUACCAGGCUUUGACACACUUGUAUUAAUAAUUCCCUGGGUGGUUGUGCAAGAGCUAGAUCGUAUGAAAGCAGGAAAACUACUAAAACAUGUCCAGCACAAAGCUAUACCUGCAAUUCAUUUCAUCAAUGACAGCCUCAAAAGUCAAGAUAGAAAGCUAUGGGGUCAAUCAUUACAGCUUGCAUCUCAAAAACUUUAUGGAUUGAGUGAUGAGAACAAUGAUGAUCGAGUAUUAAAAUGCUGUCUUCAGUACCAGGAAUUGUUCCCAUGUUCUCUUGUUAUUCUGUGCACGGAUGAUAGAAAUUUAAGAAGUAAAGGCCUAAUAAGUAAUGUGAAGUCUGUCAGUAAAGAAGAAUUGAAUGCAGAGUUAUUAAGCUUGUCUCUGAACAUAGAUAUGUGCCAUCAGCCUUGUAUUUCUAAGCAACAGUUGAAAGCAGAAACAUCACCUGUCAAAGAGACUUCCAAAGAAGAAACUACAAAUUCUGAACUGUCCAUUCUUCUUGAACACAUUGUAUGUGAUCUUGAAAAAUCUCUUGGAACAGCUUUAUCUACAAUAUUAGAAACAGAAAUGAAAAUCGCCUUUGGAAACCUUUGGAUGGAGGUGCUGUAUUUGAAACCACCAUGGACUCUAAUACAUUUAUUACAGUGCUUUAAGAAGCAUUGGUUGGCUGUAUUUGGAUUAGUUGUAGAAAAGAAGUUGCUUUUGACUAUUGAGAGCCUAUAUGAAAAUCUUUCUAAAGCUAAUAAUGUAGUGGAUUUUACAACAGUGAAAUUCCUACUUCAGGAUUCUAGAAGCUUAUUACAUGCCUUCAGUACAAGGUCAAACUAUGAUGGCAUUCUUCCACAGACCUUUGCUCAAGUAAACAAACUACUCCAAAUAUUUGCAGAGGUCAAGACAAAACUUAAGCCAAAUUUCUCAGAAAGCACAGUGAGUAAAAAGCAUGAAGAUACUUCUUUGAUGAAGCUUCAUAAUCAAGAAGUCAGUGUUUUCUUGGGUUCUCAUCUUCCCCACUUCACCAGGCAUCAAGAAAUCUGGUCUAUCCUAGAGAAUGUUUGGACUACAAUAUAUCAGAACAGCACAGAUGUGUUUCAAAGAUUGGACUCAAGUUCAACUCUGACCACUUCAAAAAUAGCAUCAUUUGAAGAAGCAUUUAUAUACCUUCAAAUGUUAAUGGCAGCUGUGAAGGAUAUUCUUGAAGGCAUUCAGAGGAUUUUGGCUCCCAACAGUAAUUACCAGGAUGUUGAAACUCUCUAUAACUUCCUAAUCAAGUAUGAGGUAAAUAAAAAUGUCAAAUUUACUGCCCAGGAACUUUAUGAUUGUGUUUCUCAGACUGAGUAUCGGGAAAAAUUAACCAUUGGAUGCCGCCAACUUAUUGAGAUGGAAUAUACCAUGCAGCAGUGCAAUGCAUCUGUCUAUAUGGAGGCCAAAAACAGAGGAUGGUGUGAAGACAUGCUCAACAACAGGACUUAAGUUCUUAAGAGGACUGGCAUCUAUCUUCAUGAAUAACAUAGUCACUUUCAACCUGGUCACUUUUUUGAACGAAACCUAAGAGAAUUGUUAAGAAAUCCUUCAAAAAUACAAAAAAAAAAAAAAAAAAAUUAAAAAAAAAAAAAAAAAAAAAAAAAAAAAAAAAAAAAAUGUGUUUUAUUGGCCAUCUCCUUGCAUCCGCUGUCGAAUAAACUGUGGACUCAA
Molecule: messenger RNA, 3107 nt
Organism: Nannospalax galili (Upper Galilee mountains blind mole rat)
Lineage: Eukaryota; Metazoa; Chordata; Mammalia; Rodentia; Spalacidae
Gene: Swt1
Product: SWT1 RNA endoribonuclease homolog
Exons: 19
Coding region: 129-2885 (918 amino acids)
Cellular component (GO): nucleus
Source: RefSeq, a predicted model, not a curated record